AUGGUUGCAGGCACUGCUGAGAAUGAGUUUGAACAGAAGAGACCAACUGCCGGCGGCGGCGGCCUGAAGGGCGCUCCAAAGAAGGGCCAGAAGACGACCAAGAAGUUCAUCAUCAACGCCCAGCAGCCAACCCAGGACCGCAUCUUCGACCCCUCUGCUUUCGCCACCUUCCUCCAGCAGCGCAUCAAGGUCGAGGGCCGCACCGGUAACCUCGGCGACAACAUUACCGUCUCCAACCUCGGCGACGGCAAGAUCGAGGUCGUCGCACACCAGGACUUCUCCGGUCGCUACCUCAAGUACCUGACCAAGAAGUUUCUGAAGAAGCAGCAGCUCCGUGACUGGCUCCGUGUGGUCAGCACCAGCAAGGGCGAGUACAGCCUGAAGUUCUUCAACGUCGUUGGUGAGGGCGAGGAGGAGGAUGACGAGUGA
Molecule: messenger RNA, 429 nt
Organism: Fulvia fulva
Lineage: Eukaryota; Fungi; Ascomycota; Dothideomycetes; Mycosphaerellales; Mycosphaerellaceae
Product: 60S ribosomal protein L22
Exons: 3
Coding region: 1-429 (142 amino acids)
Biological process (GO): cytoplasmic translation
Cellular component (GO): ribosome
Molecular function (GO): RNA binding; structural constituent of ribosome
Source: RefSeq, a predicted model, not a curated record